Molecule: messenger RNA, 5434 nt
Organism: Alexandromys fortis (reed vole)
Lineage: Eukaryota; Metazoa; Chordata; Mammalia; Rodentia; Cricetidae
Gene: Prokr2
Product: prokineticin receptor 2
Exons: 3
Coding region: 265-1422 (385 amino acids)
Biological process (GO): neuropeptide signaling pathway
Cellular component (GO): plasma membrane
Molecular function (GO): neuropeptide Y receptor activity
Source: RefSeq, a predicted model, not a curated record
UACACGCCCACCAAGCACGCGCACCUUGGCCAGCACUAGCCAGGGUCCCCAGAGCCCUGGCCGCGCCCACCUACCGCCCUGACACAGGACUGGAGUGCGCCCCUGGAGGCACCGUGGCAGAUUCUGGAUGGUAUCAAUUCUCCUCUAGGAUUCCAGCAGGAAACCGCGCUCCCUGACACCCCCCCCCACACACACACACAGCUGGAAGUGCUGAACUCCACGUGGACACACCUCCCUGAUAACACCCCUCCUGCAGGGAACAACAUGGCCGCCCAGAACAGAACCGUAAGCUUUGCACCUGGCUUGAAUCCGCCUCAAGACCAUGCCUCCUCCCUCCCCUUCAACUUCAGUUACGGUGAUUACGACCUCCCCCUGGAUGAGGAUGAGGACAUGACCAAGACACAGACCUUCUUCGCGGCCAAGAUUGUCAUUGGCGUGGCACUGGCAGGCAUCAUGCUAGUUUGUGGCAUCGGCAACUUUGUCUUCAUUGCUGCCCUCGCCCGCUACAAGAAGCUACGCAACCUUACCAACCUCCUCAUUGCUAACUUGGCCAUCUCGGACUUCCUGGUGGCGAUCGUCUGCUGCCCCUUUGAGAUGGACUAUUACGUGGUACGUCAGCUUUCCUGGGAGCACGGCCACGUGCUUUGCGCCUCUGUCAACUACCUGCGUACGGUCUCGCUGUAUGUCUCCACCAAUGCCCUGCUGGCCAUCGCUAUUGACAGAUACCUGGCCAUUGUCCACCCCUUGAAGCCGCGGAUGAAUUAUCAGACCGCCUGGUUCCUGAUUGCUUUGGUCUGGAUGGUCUCCAUCCUUAUCGCCAUCCCAUCUGCCUACUUCACCACCGAAACCAUCCUCGUUGUUGUCAAGAACCAGGAAAAGACCUUCUGUGGCCAGAUCUGGCCGGUGGACCAGCAGCUCUACUACAAAUCCUAUUUCCUCUUCGUCUUUGGCCUUGAGUUCGUGGGCCCGGUUGUCACCAUGACCCUGUGCUAUGCCAGGAUCUCCCAGGAGCUUUGGUUCAAAGCCGUACCUGGCUUCCAGACGGAGCAGAUCCGCAAGCGGUUGCGCUGCCGCCGCAAGACCGUGCUGCUACUCAUGGGCAUCCUCACGGCCUAUGUGCUGUGCUGGGCGCCUUUCUAUGGCUUUACCAUCGUGCGAGACUUCUUCCCCACUGUGUUCGUGAAGGAGAAGCACUACCUCACCGCCUUCUACGUCGUUGAGUGCAUAGCCAUGAGCAACAGCAUGAUCAACACCGUGUGCUUCGUGACGGUCAAGAACAACACCAUGAAGUACUUCAAGAAGAUGCUGCUGCUGCACUGGCGGCCCUCUCCCUACGGCGGCAGCAAGUCCAGCGCUGACCUUGACCUCAAAACCAGUGGGGUGCCGGCCACAGAAGAGGUGGAUUGUAUCAGGCUGAAGUAGCCUGCUGGUGAUGCCCAAGGGAAAACAAAUUCGGUACUCAGUGUAUCACACACCAUCAACCCACUCACGAGCUACAUGAGGAAAGACAACAGUAUUCAUGCUCUCCUGCCCAAAUGUAUCUGGAUGCUCCUAUGUCCUAACAUACGGCACAACUGAUACCUGUGUAACACCUUGAGAGACAAGACACAAAUGGCAGCAAGCGACAAGGACCGAAUGCCUUCUGUGUGCAAACCACAACAAGAGAUUAUUCAAGGACAGGAGCUGACGUUUGCUGACUACCUGCUAUGCGCAGAAAACAGUUACCACCCCUCCCCGCAAAUGGUAGCAUCUGUUUGGCGCUACCAUGCUCUAUCUAUCCAUUUAUCUAGCUAUCCAUCCAUCUAGAGCACUUGAAAGAGGUCACAGAUGAUUAGCCAGAGUCGUGCUCCGUAUUCUCUCAUCUGUAUCCCAUCCGCACAGAACUGUCAAAAGGCAACAGAACAAAGUACUUAGACCCAGCAGAAAUGUAAGGGUGACUCCAUCAGUAUGGAGCCCACGGUCUCACGGUAAGAAAGUCCAGACAUCAUAUUCACCUUCCCCACCCAGCUCCAGCUCUCUCCUGGAUAUUCUGUACUUACCUACAAUGGUGUAAUUUCAAAGGGGGGAAAUGUCUUUACCACUGAUGUGUCAAAUUCCAUCAGCCUAUAGGGCAAAGAUGGGAAAUUCCAACACAAGACAUGCAUCCAGUUCCUGAUACUUCAGUGCCAAGAAGUACAAGGCUUUGGGGUCAUGGAAGAAGAGGACAUGGAAAGAGACAGAAGCUGCCAGUGGCAAUGAAUAGAAUCUGUUUGCUACAAUGUGGAUGAUUCUCUAGAACAUGCUCUGUUGUAUAAAAGGAGCUUUGGUUGAGAGCCGAAGAUCUGUGUGAAAGUCCUAACUCCAGGACUCUUCUCUGUGUGCCUCCACGUUAAUGAAAUGGGAAUGAUAAAAACAGGUCAUUAGAAAAGCCCACUGAAGCCACGGUGUGUAUGAUUUCCAGCUCUACCCUGGUUAAGAAUGUGAUACUGAAUAGCUCAUUAGGGUCUGGAAAUGCCAUUCACUGUGGAUCUUUUUUUAAUAGAGGAACAGCUUCACAUUUUCAUCCCUGAUCAUUGGACCCGAGACUACUGAACUCAUUUUAAAGCAGCGUAUCUCGAGUGGGGCAUAGAGGUCCACCUGCCCCAGGGUACAAUCAAGAGGAUGCAGCCAAUGCCCAUACUCUCAGCGUCCCUGUGGUCUUGGAAGCACUGACCGUCUUCCCAACAUAGCAUGGGUGGACCCCAGGCCUGAACUCAUUUGUAUUGUGUCAUUGCAGACAGUAGGGUUGGUGAGGUUGACCUGCCUGCCUAGGAGUGUCUCCUUCCUCCUUCACAGCCAUCCCUCCCUUAACUGCACACUCAGUUACCAAGGAAGACCGUCCUCAACCCUGAAGAACCUCUGUUCCUUCAAGGGCAUAGGCACGGCAGGCUUCCAUGAUAAACCUCCAAUCUCUCCAGUAGACCCUGUAUCCUUUGAGUGUGUCGACAGGCUUCACCUCCUUCUUACAUUCGAACAUACAGUCCUCCUUUUGUUUGGAUUCAGCUGGAAAACACUUCUGUAAUUAUCAAUGUGUAUAUGUAAUAUUCCAGUGGAGAAAGGGUGUGCGGUUCUCAUAUGAAAUAGUUAACGUACAGAAGUAUAAUCACGGUGUUGAAAGGGUUCCCUGCCAAUGUUUUAUGCUGUGUUUAUAUGAAGCAUGAUUAAUAAAAACUCAGAAACAGAAACUGGGGUUCAACCUGAAGGUCAGAAAAGCAAAGCAGUCAGCCGCUGUCUCAGUCCGAGAAUGGUGAUUCUGCCUCCAGGAAUCUCAGAAUGAGACUGAGACUGAGAGCUGUCUCCUCCCAUUUUAUAAUCCUUUCUAGUUCUGGGAGUAAGGGCAUGAACCACUAUGGCCUGAUUUCUAUGGCAAGCUAGUGUGGCUACUGGGAUUAAAGGCAAGCAUCAUUGCUAUCUUGUCUGUAAGGCUGACCAGUGUGGCUGUUUUACUUUUCUGAUCCUCAGGCGAACUUUAUUUAUCAAAAUACAAAUGAACUGUCACUACAUUUAGAUGUCUAGAUGUAAAUGAAGUGAUAGCCAUCUAAAUCACUCAAGCCUGAGACAAGAGGGAAUCUCCAAAGGCGUGCUUAGAACAGGGUCGUCUCAUACCAGCUACUGGCCUUACAUCUGUGUUCUCACAGAAGUGUUUUCUUGAGUGUAAAUUAGCAGAGAACCAUUGCCCUAUGUGUCCCCUUGUUUUGCACUAAGUUAAUUGCAUUUGUGUUCACUCUUCUCAACAUUAAUUAAAGACAAGCUUAUGAUACUUUGUAACAUGUUAAGAUAAAUACACACUCCUACUAUUUCACACUGAAAAGUUAAUAUCAUUAGUAAAACAGAUCCGUUUUCUUGGCCACAAUAAGAUAAAAGAUGAUUAUACACUGGCGCUGUUACAGGUUUCUGUUAGGCAUCCAACAUUUAAAAUAAGUUACUUCUAAAAUUGGAAGAAUCAAAAAAUGCCUCAGGCCCUCAGGCAUGACAAACAAUUCCAGGCAUUACAAGGAAGAAUGUGACGUGUGGGAGGUGAUUGGAAAUCUUAACACAAGUUCUGUUUCUACUCAGAAAUGGUGGCUCCAAAACACAUCCUCUGCAUCCAACCAUAUACUCCCUUGGCCUCAAGAACACACACACACAAGACGAGCGCGCGCGCGUACACACACACACACACACACACACACACACACACACACACACAUGGGUAGACUACCAGACCAGGAAAUGCCUUGAGGACAUAAAAUUCAGCUUCUUUCUUUGGUGGAUCUGAAUUCCAAAGAAGGAAAUUGUGUAUAAAUGGUACACAGUUAAUUCUCACUAAAGCUAAAGCCUGUGCCGAUAAGCAAUGUUCAGUAACUGCCUAAGCCUCAGUCCAAAGGACCUGGCAUACCUUGGUGGCAGGUUCUAGAAUAUGUUGAACCUCGUGUACAUCCCUAGAUUUCUUUGCUUGUUCAUUAAAAGGGGAUUAAAUCCCCAUUCUGGAAGGCUUAUGGUAUAGGCAUCAGGUCAAGAGACAGAGUGUGGGUUGUACAUGGGGCUUCCUUGCAGGUAGCUGCUGGAAGCUCAUGGUACCCAACUCCAUCCAGAAGACGUUCAAAGAAUAGCAUCCAGUUCUUGUAAAUAAUCAUUUCUCCAUGGCGCGUUUUUAUUAAUAUUUAUUUUAACAUACAUUCUCUUUCCUACAUAUAGUUGAAAAUAUUAAGUAUUUGUAUCCUCAUGAGUUGUUAUGAUAUAUAAUAUGUAUAUGUAUAAUCUCGUUGUUGUGGAUUGCAUGUUUGUGAAUUUGUUUACAAACUAAAAUCUAUUUGUAGCCCCCAAAUCAGUGCUCAUGAUACUGGUAUAGAUGCACAAAACAGUGACUUUUGACUGAUUCAACACACGUGUUCCCAGUAGAGGUUGAAGAAGCUGAGACUCUGCCGCCUUCAGCUGUAAACAUUGUUGGUUCAGGAUGGGAAAGAAAUUUACAUUCCACAGUGUGGUGGUGCAUGCCUUUAACCCCAGUACUCGGGAGCCAGAGGCAGAUGGAUCUCUGUAAGUUCAAGACCAACCUAAGCCAGAACAGCCAGAGCUGUUAUACAGAGAAACCCUGUCUUGAAAAUAAAUUAUGCUAACUGAGGUACUGAGGUGGAACAAGGAAGGUAGAUCUCUCUCUCUCUCUCUCUCUCUCUCUCUCUCUCUCUCUCUCUCUCUCUCUCUCUCUCUCUCUUUCUCUCUCUCUGUUCUGCUCCUGUCUCUGCUCACCAGUUUCUGUGGUAGCAGGCAGCAUGGGCUUCAGUAAUUAUACUUAUAAUCAACCUAUAAUUCUUGGGAGGCUCCUUACACAUAUAAGACUCAUAUGCUACAUAUGCUUUCAAAGCCUGUUUAGGUCAUGCCUUGUUUAUAGAGCCCCAAAGUGAUGCUUAAGUGAUUUCUAUGUUCCCAGGUACAA